AGGACGGUAACUGAGUUUAGUUAGUUGAGUGGGUUUGCCUCAUUUCAGUUCAGUUUUGUCUCAGUGCAAAGAAAGUAGUGGUGCUUUCAGUGAGUUCGAGGCAAUGGGAAAGCGCGAGAAUCGUCUGAGCACGGCGGAUGUCUGCGCAGACUGCAACACUCCCGGACCUAAUUGGGCGUCUCUCAACCGCGGCGUGCUAGUAUGCGACGACUGUGCAAGCUUCCAUGCCAAGCUAGGCAGGCACAUCUCCCACCUGCGCUCCCUGCGCCAUGGCUACUGGCCAGAGACCCUGAUGGAGAUGGUGAGGUCACUGGUCAACACAGGUGCCAACUCCAUCUGGGAGCACUCGCUGAGGAAAAGUCGCUUCACAAGUCCCAAGAAGCCAGGCUCAAAAGACUCACAUGCAAUGAAGGAGAACUUCAUACACGCUAAGUAUCGUCAUCUGCAGUUUGUGGCACGUCAGCCGGCCAAGGAAGAUGACAACGCUCUGAUCGAGGACUUCAGUCGCCAACUGCAUGCUAGUGUUCGGCACAACAACUUGACGACAUGCCUGCGAUUGCUGUCACUCGGCGCUCAGGUUAACUUCUUCAGUCCGGAAAGAGGCAACAUGGCAAUACACGUGGCAGCGUCGGCCGGACAAUUGCUCCAGUGUGAGUUGCUUGCAGUGCAUGGAGCAGACACGUGUGCGCUGGAUUGCCGUGGUCACACGCCAGUCGAGUGUGCCAGGAUUGCCGGAUACCACGAACUGGCGGAACGGCUCAUUGAGUUGCAGUACGAAGUCACCGAUCGUCUCUCGGCGUUUGUGUGCGGAGAGCGACCAGUACACAUAUUUGGUGAACACCACAUGUUGCCAGAUUUACCUGCAGAGUUGGACUCCAUAAACCGAGACAUCGAAGGAGUAAAGCGUCUAAGACAGCUGUGUAACAGUCGCUUUGAGGAGCUGGCCGCCGACUUGUACGACGAGGUGGAAAGACGGGAAAACGAAGACGUGUGGAACACUUUGCAGAUAGACACUCCAGUUCAGUACCUGCCCAAGAACAGCGUGCUCGUACCCGUCAGAAAUCAGGGUCGUUCUAAGCUCUCCCGUCUCACUCACAAAGACCUGUGCAUGCUCAUCGUGGACCUGCUGAAGGAUGCUAAGCGCCGCCAGCAGGAGAGCUUGGAGCGACGACAGCAGCAGCAGACGUCGGACAGUGCAGAGAAAGGUGAUCAGUCGGGUACGCUGGUACCGGUCGACGGCUUCGAGGUGGUGGAGAAGUCGGAGAGCUUUGCUCGCCUUGGCAUCGAGUCCGUUCCCACGGCGACCAACGGGAGAAUCCCGCACGCCACGCUCAUCCCUCCGCCGGCGGGCGACCGACCUCCGCUGGCUACGUUCCAUCACAUACCCGGGUCUUUGGUCCCGGGUGGCCCUCGUCCGCUGGGUGCUCGCGCCAUGAAGUUGGACAUUCCACACAGACCGCCACCUGUCGACCAUGACUAUGACGAGGUGUCGAAGAAUGGCGAUAUUCACGAUGGCCUCUCUAAGAAGUCCUCCAGUCGCCUGCACACUCCAAGCAAGCAUGCCCCGCGCACCAAUGGUGAUGCGCAGCAUCCCGAUCAUCUCAUGCUGUCGCCGCUUAGAGGAACGGAUCUUGGUCUUCUUUCUCCCAUGUCAGAUGUUAGUGCUUAUAGUGGAUCAGAGCUGACGUUGACUUCGUCGACGUCCACACUCAACUCGCCAACAAAGUCACCCGAAGGUCUGCUGGGAGAGAAUCGUAUUCUGCAACACCACUUGGUUGUGGCAAAGAAUCAGAUAUCUCAGCUGCUAAUGGACAACCAGCGAAUGGCAUGGGAUGUCCACGCAUUCAGGAUGAUGGUUGAUCGGCUAGUGGCUGAGAACGGACAGCUGCGGCAGAUGAACUCUCUGAGCAGAGCGUCCACACCACAGCAACCCAGCGCCAGCCCAUCACAGAACACCACACCAAGACAGAACCGAAUGCCGGAAUCUCCAGCAGCAUCAGCCACUGGUUUGGCAUCUGGAUCGCCGACGCCGCCACCACUCCCGGUGAAAGUACGCCGCCUGCUUCAGCCCAACACACAGCAGCGCAUGAUGCAGCAACAGCAGCAGCAGCAACAGCAGGUUAUCAGCAGCUUGCACAAAUCCGCCGCCGCCCCACCACCACCGCCACCUCCUGCACAGGCGGCGGGCGGCCAGCUGACGAAGGCAUCCACCGCCAGUGUUGUGUACACAGGCAUCGUGCCGCACGCGCAAGCCUCGCCGGCCAACAUCACCCUGCUGCAGCAGCAGAAGCAGGCCACGGACUUCAAGCAACUCCAGCAGCAGCAACAGCAGCAGCAACAACAGCAGCAACAGCAGCAGCAACAGCUGCAACAUCACUCGCCGCCCGGCCAUCAGAUGAUUCCGGGCAGAGUGCCGCUACCACCGCUGCGCACACACCCGGCUAUACCCGACCCUACCGCGAACGGCAGUACCACCGGCGCGGGUCACCCGCGUCUUACACGCAAUGCCGGCGCCCCCAACAAGAUAAGCAGCGAUGCGCUCGCCCAGUCCUCUAACCCAGGCACCGCGAUGAGCUUCAACGCCGCACAGCAGCAGGCUGCAGCCACAACCGCCGCCGCCGCCACUCGCGGCUUUCAAACGUUCCCGAAACGCAAGGACUCCUCCAACUCACCGCCAGCUGCUCGUCGUGGCAACAACACCAUGGCAACCAAUCUGUCGCUGUACGACACGUCCGAGGCGGGGAACAGCACAGCCACCUUGAAAUCGUUUCCGUCGCCGUCCGUCAAUCCCCUUGUUUCGUCGCUGCUGAAGACGACGGACAAGUCGCCCAAGCUGCGCAUCCAGGUGCACGUUGCCGCUGGCAACGGCGGUGAGGAUCGUCACGGUGACACGAGCGCCGCGUCGGGCACGUCUCUCGGUGGUGAGACGGGUGCCUCCACAGCGCACGCGGUGGCUGGAGCGUCGGCGGGUACUCGCAGCGGCAUGGAGCUUAAGAUCGGCAGGGUGGUGGUGCUGGAGACGUCCGUGUCCGCCAACAACACGCCGACGAUCGCGUCUGCUGCCGGCCAGAACCAGAGUCUGGGUGCGCUGUCCCUGCCGCUGACACGACACUCGCUGGACGGUGGUAGCUGUGUGUCCGAGUCGUCACCGAUGACUCCCGGUGGUGGUGAGGACGUGUUUUCGGACUCGGCGGCGACUCCCACUGCCAAUGCCGGCAGCACCUUCACCGUCGCAAGUGCGUUGUCCUUAUCCCAGUCGUCUGUCAACCGACCGCUUGUUCCACCCCUGCUACCACCCAAAAAGAAGCACAGCGUAGCCACUGCAUCGCGUAACGCGUCGCAAGAGGACGACCUUAUGAUGCGAGGCCGUUCUGCCAGCGCAUCUCAUUUGCAGCACAACAAUGGUGUUCAACACAACACACCGGUAGUCGGCAUGCUCGCUAUGCAGCAGCUGCAGCUGAACCGCUCCGUCGACGUCCUGUCGCCGUGCCCGGAGCGCGCCAGCUGCGUCAGCGAGACCGUUCCCAUGGCGAUUCCGUCGUCGGAUAAGACGGUUUCCAUGGCAGCAGCGUCGCCGCUCGGCACCUCGGCCUCGCCGUACCCGCGUCACCAGUCGCAGAGCGAGCCCGAUCUUCUCAACGCGUCAGAGAGCGAGGAAGACGAGCAGUAUCGCGCUCGCCGGGCGGCCGCUCCCAAACUGAUCUUCUCCACGACGAAAGCGGGGGCACCGCCACCAAAUAGCAGCGGCGGCGGUGGUGCAGUCGUCUCGUCGGCGUCGAGUCCCUCGCUGCUGGAUGCUGUGGAUGCGGCGUCGUUGCCGCGGAGAGCGUCGCCGACAACGCCGUACGAGAACGGUGCACGUGUGCAGCCGAGACACGGACGGCCGGGCCCAAGUGCCCUCAGUAAGCAGCAGCCGUCGCCGUCAGCCGGCAAGGAGAAAUCCGGUGGCUGGGACGUGACAAUCACAUCUAACAGCAGCAGCACUAACAACGGCACCAGCAGCAGCACCAGCAGCGUCAACAGCGGCGGUAGCGGCGCCACAACGGUGCCCGGCAGCCAGCAUCACCAUGGCAACAGCGCCGGUGCCUCGUUACCGGACGAUACGGCGGUAGCUCAGUGCGCGUCCAACAUUGCCCGCGGAAUCCAGAGCCUCCUCACGUGCGCACAGAAGCAGGAAUUUGAGAAAUUCGUGCCCUGUGCUCUGUUCAUUGGCAACGCUGUGUCCGAAAUGACGCUCAUCUUUCCUAGGAAUGAAACAUCCAGUUCCCUGCACACAUCCCUGUCCAAGCUGGUGACCAGCUGUGGCAAGCUGAAGGACGACUGCACGUCCCUGCGUACCACCAUCAAGACGGCCAAGCAGCUCGUGAGCGACCAGUUCCUGGCCGACCGCACGCAGCGGAUCAUACAGCACGGCUUUGACGUAGCGCAGGCCUCAAAGCAGCUCGUUGAGCGUGCCAGCAAGGUCCGCCAGAUCAGCGGCACUGGCUCAAGCUGAGCCCGUUGCAGCGCAGUCGGAUAGCCUAAAGCCUGCGCGUAACGGGAUUCUGCAGAGAAAUUGUCAACGUGCAAUGCUGGGACUGUACCGACAACGCUGGUCUUGUGAUUAGUGUGCCGUGGGUGUGGCACAGGCGAUGGUGGCUGUUCCGCUUGAAGACCUGGAUAGCAGAAACUAACCAGCUAAUAAGGUUGCUCGUGCAGAACAAGCUUGGCCAGCACGCGUGUGUUUUUUUGUGAUUAUGCCAUAAUUUCGUCACUUAUGACAGGGACGUCGCACACGGUACAGUCACUACGGUAUUGACCGUACCACUUUUUGCCCCAGGUACCCCGUGAAUCAAUGAAAUUAUAUUUCCAAGAUUUUGGCUCAGCAACCCCUCCCCCCCCCCCCCCCUCGAGUAAAUUGUACUUCAGAUGGCCGACCGUACGCCGUCAUGGCACUGAAAUACCUUCCGACGCCCCUGUAGGAUGUGUAACACAUCGCCUGGGCUCUCUCCCCACCACAUAACUACUAACUUCAAGCAUGUUUUUCGGUGAGACCGUCUUGAUAUUAUAACGUUUUAGGUCGUGCAUUUGUGAGGCGAAAGAGCCAGCGAGCCACCCACGUCUGCACACCGCAACACACCUCGCCUGUUUCCUGUCACCGGUGGUGAUGUGAUUUGCUCAUCCAACUAUCCUAUACAAUCAUGCUGGCUGUUGAAUCGCAUCUUCUCGUUUUCUUUUUUCCUUUUUUUGCCAGAUAUAUAUUAUUGAAGAUCCUUUUUUUUCUAUUAAUUUUGUACUUUCACAGUUUUAGGUUCCCUCUCACAUCAUUCGGUUUUCAAUCAUUGUUCUCGCCACCCGUGUUUCGGUGGUGUUUCUAUUCGCAUCAUUAUACAUGUAACUGGAGAGCUCACCUUACCUGGAGAGCACGAUGUUAUCAUACCGGGAGAACAUGAUGUUAUCAUACCUGGAGAGCAUGAUGUCAUCAUACCUGGAGAGCAUGAUGUCAUCAUACCUGGAGAGCAUGAUGUCAUCAUACCUGGAGAGCAUGAUGUCAUCAUACCUGGAGAGCAUGAUGUCAUCAUACCUGGAGAGCAUGAUGUCAUCAUACCUGAAAAGCACAAUGUCAUCAUCGGCAAGCGUUUCGACCUUAUGCACGUUGUACAGAUGUACUUCAAGUGAGAAGUUCUGUACUAGGACCGUAGGUGUGUACAUACCCGGUUGGGUGUUCAUUGUGUGCUAUGCAUGCGCAUUUGACCAAUUUAGCCUCAUCAUUUAAAAUGGCAAACAAUCGCUUUUUUUUUAGAACUAAUGACUAACGAGA
This is a messenger RNA of Sycon ciliatum, 5800 nucleotides long. RefSeq lists its product as uncharacterized. Gene Ontology annotation, biological process: brain development; regulation of ARF protein signal transduction; regulation of G protein-coupled receptor signaling pathway. The transcript has 25 exons. Lineage: Eukaryota; Metazoa; Porifera; Calcarea; Leucosolenida; Sycettidae. Gene Ontology annotation, molecular function: GTPase activator activity; small GTPase binding. The coding region runs from base 104 to 4495 and encodes 1463 amino acids. The record is from RefSeq and is a predicted model, not a curated record. Gene Ontology annotation, cellular component: synapse.